AUGGAUCCAAUGCAACUCUACGUGCAGAGCAUGCAGCAAACCGACCACAAAAUCCGUGAACAAGCUCGCCUAGAAGGCCAACACGAAAAUGUCCUGCACGCCAUGAACGGGCAAGCCAUCUACGCCCCCAUCGACCUAUCGAUGCCGAAUCUGCGCAUCCUCGACGCAGGCUGCGCAAAUGGGCGGUGGCUAGAAGACCUCGCAAAAAGCGUCGCUCCGACGCAACACUCAUACGUGGGCAUCGAUGUUUCAGACGGUGCAUUUCCUGAUCAAGCGCCGGACAACUUUACCUUUGUCAAACAAUCCAUCGCAGACCCUUGGCCAGCAUCGUGGAAAGGCACAUUUGAUAUCGUCCAUCAGCGGUUCACGCUGGCUGGGGGCGCCCAAUUGGGCUUAUUGCCUCUGGUGCAGAACUUCGCCGACUUGCUAAGCCCUGGCGGGUGGAUACAGCUCGUUGAGCCAGAUACGGAUGAAAUACCGGGAAACGCGGAAUCUGCUACGCAGUUUAUUGACAUGAUCGAGGCCCUGCUGGCCUUUAGCUUCCGCCAGGCAAGACCUUUCAAGGACCUCGAUCAAGUCUUGAAAGAUGCUGGCCUGACUAACGUGCAACGGAGGGACGUCAUGGUUCCGUGGGGUACGACGGCUCCUACGGCGGAACUUGCCAUCAAAGGUAUUGAGACUCCUGCUGCAGUUGUCAAUGAGAUGGAAAGUGCAAUGAAGGGUCUUGGCAUAUGGGAGAAUCAAUGGAACGGUCUCGAAGCACGUCUACGUAAAGAGCUAGCCGAGAAGGGAGGCUUUGAGCGGAUAAAUAUAGUCUGUGGCCAGAAGAAGACCGAAGACAGCCUCUAG
This is a messenger RNA of Zasmidium cellare ATCC 36951, 849 nucleotides long. RefSeq lists its product as uncharacterized. The transcript is spliced from 2 exons. Bases 1 to 849 code for a protein of 282 amino acids. Lineage: Eukaryota; Fungi; Ascomycota; Dothideomycetes; Mycosphaerellales; Mycosphaerellaceae. The record is from RefSeq and is a predicted model, not a curated record.